AUGGAUGCAAAAAGGAAGUUGCACAGAAAGAACCAUUCCUAUGCGAGAAGGAUAAGAAAAGAAGACAUACUGAGGGCAAACCCUAUCCAACAAUACGGGAACAAAAAUCAGAAGAGCAUCCCAGAGUUUAAAUCAUUCCAAACUCAAGCUCAAAGCCAGUAUGUACAGGGAGAUAAAUACUAUGGAGGCAAAGCAACUAUGAACGUUUGGAAUCCCAAUGUUCAAGAGCCUAAUGAAUUUAGUAACUCUAAAGUGUGGGUUCAAAAUGGUGGUACCAGUAAUUACGAUGGCAUUCAUGUGGGUUGGAGGGUGAAUCCAGAGCUGUCUGGAGAUAAUAACACAAGGCUUUUCACAUUUUGGACACUAACUUAAACUUGAAAUUUUACUGAUGCAGAUAAACACACCGGAUGCUAUGAUCUUCUUUGUUCUGGCUUUAUUCAAGUUAACAAUGAAAUAGCCCUCGGAGACACCAUAGAACCAUUGUCUGUCUUUGGUGAUAAUAAUUCCCAAUAUGAAAUCACCAUUCUUAUCUGGAAGGAUCCGAAGAAAGGAGAUUGGUGGAUGUCUUAUGGGAAUGAUACACGUGUGGGAUACUGGCCAGCCUGUGUGUUCUCUCGCCUCUCUGAGAGGGCAACAAAGAUAAUGUCGGGAGGUGAAGUUGUGAACUCAGAAUCUAAUGGACAACACACCACAAGACAAAUGGGAAGUGGCCAUUUUCAAGAAGGUGGUUUUGGGAAAGCUAGCUUUUUCAAGGAAAUUAGAAUUGUUAAUGGCAAUAAUCAAGCCAUCCCUCCCAAUGACAUUCACACUUACACUGACCAAUCCAACUGCUACAAUGUCCAACUUGGUACUUCUGAUAAUUGGGGCAAGUACUUUUUUGGUGGUGCUAGGAGAAACCCUGAUUGUCCAUGA
Molecule: messenger RNA, 912 nt
Organism: Neltuma alba
Lineage: Eukaryota; Viridiplantae; Streptophyta; Magnoliopsida; Fabales; Fabaceae
Exons: 5
Source: RefSeq, a predicted model, not a curated record